AUGGCGUUUGAAAUCAAGACAAAGAGUAUAACCGAAGAUACAAUUUACUACUCCCAAGCCUUACACAACCUACAUUCACAAGUUCUUGACAUGAACUCAUUGCGAAAGACUUGGCAGCAGCAGUGGGUGGACAUCGUUAGGGAAAAGCUGAAUUUAACUCAUUGUACAGAUAGUGUGCACAUCUUGAUGAUUGGCGCAGGCAAUGGAUACAAAGACUGUCAGAUUGUAGACUAUAUUGCACAAAAAAACCCAAGUGUGCAUUGUGAAGUUGUAGAGCCUGAUAGCAAUCAGAUGAAGUCGUUUCGGGAAAAGGCGUCGAAAAUAACUGCGUUAUAUCCGGCUAUUAGUUUUGAAUAUCACGCCAAGACGUACCAGGAGUAUCGAAAUGCUCUUCAAUUUGAAGUGGAUGCCAGGCGAGCGCCAUCUUUCCAUUUGAUCACGUGUUCACACACACUGCAUUAUAUCGAUAACUGGCCACGUGCAUUAGAUGAGAUGUUUGGUCUACUAAAGUGUAAUGGUUUGCUUGCGAUUACACAGGCCACAGCCAAUGGCACCUUUGGUAGAGUUGUAGACAUGUAUCGAAAACAAGUCAACGAUAAACUCGAUCCAGAUCAUCAUCUGACAUCCGAUGCUGUGUUCAAUCACCUUAAGGAGAUAGGGGCUCAUUUGGAAAGAUGUCCGCGCAGCUUUAAGGUUGACGUCACUGAUAUCUUUGAUGAAUCCUCUGAGAUAGGCAACAUGUUAUUAGAUUUUAUAUUGCAGCGGAAAGACGUACGGUCAACUGUGCCCCGCGUUGUAAUGGAUGAAAUGCUACGUUUUAUGAAAAACGAGAGUGAAAUGUAUAACAGGAGAUCCUUCUGCACCGAAAAAGAAGAGGAUAUCAUUUUGAUUAAAUCGUAG
Molecule: messenger RNA, 900 nt
Organism: Saccoglossus kowalevskii
Lineage: Eukaryota; Metazoa; Hemichordata; Enteropneusta; Harrimaniidae
Product: histamine N-methyltransferase-like
Source: RefSeq, a predicted model, not a curated record